AUCCCUCGCAUCCGCUGUUCAGGGGCCAGCCUUCUCUGCCCCGGUCCUUAAAUACUGGUCACCUCCUCCUCCCAUCCCUCGCAUCUCUCUCGACCCACACAACCAUUGUUCAGUCUUCUUCCUCAUUUCCUCUCCUCUCCAUUCCAGUGAAUACUCAACAGAUAUUCUCAGCUUCGGAAGCGUGCACACAGGCAGGGAAGCAAGUACAGGUGGGUGACUGCUCGCAUCGACACCAUGGCAAACACCACGGCCAACGCUCGCGAGAUCCGGCGCUUGCAACGUGCGGAUGGACCCGCGGCCAUGCUGGCCAUCGGCACGGCAAACCCACCAAACUGCGUGUCCCAGGACGAGUACCCCGAGUACUACUUCCGUGUCACCAAGAGCGAGCACCUCGCGGAGAAGCUGACUGACACACUCAAGAUAAUAUGCGCGCUAACGGGGAACGAGAGGCGUUUCAUUUACAACACGGAGAAAAUGUUGAGCGCCCACCCCGAGUUCCUCGACCGCGCAUUGCCGUCCCUCGAACAACGCCUCGCCAUCGUUGCGGCCGCCGCUCCAGAGCUCCUUGCAGCAGCCGCGACCAAGGCCAUCGCCAUUUGGGGGCGUCCAGCCACCGACAUCACCCACCUCAUCGUGGUCACCAACUCCGGAGCCGGAGCCCCAAGCGCUGACGUCCACUUGGCUACUCUUCUGGGCCUCCACCACAAUGUCCGCCGCACGGUUCUCCACCUCAACGGCUGCUUCGCCGGCUGUUCUGCUCUGCGCUUGGCAAAGGACCUUGCCGAGAACAACCGCGGCGCGCGCGUCCUCGUGGCCUGCGUCGAGCUCAUGAGUGUCGCCGGCUUCCGUGGCCCCGACCUAAGUGAAGACAGCGUCAACAACCUCAUCAGAAACACAGUGUUCGGUGAUGGCGCCGGCGCGGUGAUCGUCGGUGCCGACCCCGUGGAGCCCGUCGAGCGCCCGCUCUUUGAGAUGGUGUCCGCAUCACAGACCGUGGUACCCAACACCUUGCAACUGCUGUCGACGGAGCUCAAGACCUACGGCCUCGAUGGAAAUGUUUCCACCAAACUGCCAAAACUGGUGGCAGACAGCAUCAAGCAGUGUCUACUUGAUUCGUUCGGUCCGCUUGGCAUCGAGGUCAAAUGGAAUGACCUCUUCUGGGCGGUGCACCCUGGUGCCAUUGCCAUCUUGGACAAGAUUGACAGGGUUCUCCUGUUGGAGCCCGGGAAGCUGAUGGCCAGCCGGACCGUUGCGCGAGAGUAUGGGAACAUGCUUAGCGCGACCAUCAUCUUCGUGCUCGAUGAGCAACGUCGUCGAAUGGAGGAGGAAGGAGAGUGGGCUGAGUGGGGGGCCAUGGUGGGGUUUGGACCGGGUUUUACCAUGGAGACAAUGGUGCUUCAGGCCACCAGCAACCUCAAGAAAAAAUAAUUAGCACUUCAUUCUGCUACAAUAAGGCUAUACCAGCAUUCAUGUUAUUAUCCGUAUCGAUCCUUCAAAUUUGGUGAGGCGUUUCAGAAAUGACUACUAUCUGUCGAAACAAAGUGAAGCAGGUGGAGACAAAAAUAUCCUGGCAAAAAGUGAAGAAGAAGAUGGAGCGCCUGUGACCGAAGAAGAAGUUCCUUCCUUUUGGCUUAUCGCUGUUCUUGCUCUUGCAGCUCCUGUUUACCUAUCUUCAGUGGUUGGUCUGUAGUAAUAGCUAUGUUUAUGUGCUCAUGCUGUCGCUGGACUCGCUGGCUGUCUGUAGUAGUAUAAGAAACAUCUUAAAUGUUGCUUCUCCUUUCCUGGGUACUACCAGCUGAUGGUGGUCUGGAGCUCUUGUUGAGCUUCGCUUAGACCAUGAUCAGCUUGUCUGUCUAGGUGCCCCAGGGAUAUCCUAGUUUCUGUUUGUUUCCUGUGUAGUCGUUGUAACAAGACAAUGGUGUUUUCUGAUAAUGGAGAUCUUUUAUCGAAAAAUAAA
Molecule: messenger RNA, 1957 nt
Organism: Aegilops tauschii subsp. strangulata
Lineage: Eukaryota; Viridiplantae; Streptophyta; Magnoliopsida; Poales; Poaceae
Product: bisdemethoxycurcumin synthase
Biological process (GO): polyketide biosynthetic process
Molecular function (GO): acyltransferase activity, transferring groups other than amino-acyl groups
Source: RefSeq, a predicted model, not a curated record